This is a messenger RNA of Perca flavescens (yellow perch), 2277 nucleotides long. RefSeq names its product family with sequence similarity 181 member B (gene fam181b). The transcript has a single exon. Bases 548 to 1504 code for a protein of 318 amino acids. The record is from RefSeq and is a predicted model, not a curated record. Lineage: Eukaryota; Metazoa; Chordata; Actinopteri; Perciformes; Percidae.
AUUUGUUGAAUAACCAUGUGUAUAAAAACAGAUUGUUGUUGUAAUUCAAUUAGAGAGAUGACGGUGUAACAAUUCUACCCAGCAGAAAUACUGUACCCAUCAGGAUUUCCAAGACUUUUUCUGCUCACCGUUCAGCGCUCACAGUAAUAUCCUCCAGUUUCAUGAAAGCGUUUUUGGUUCAGAGCACACACAAACAGUUAAACUAGAGGGGGAGAGUUCUGACAGAGGUUAUUGUCUUCAACCCAGCAGGGAAUUUCAGACAAAUCCCUCUUAGAUGCAGGUGGUCAGGCACAAGCAAAGAGUUAAGUCCUGCGGUCUCUUUGCCCCUCCUCUUUGAUGUUCUGACAUCAUUAGUCCAGCCCCCUGAAAGAUCCCCUCGCUUUCCUCAGAGCCCGUCACUUCUACUCUGGAAUGUUUACAGGAACUUCAUGAGCAGCAUCAGGACCAAGUGUUUGUCAGAGGAAAAAAGACAUGCUCUGAAGACAUUUUUGGUUCAGGGAUCACACAGGAUGCCACAGGUGUAUUAGCCGCUGGGCUCAACAGAGUAAUGGCUGUUCAGACUGCAAUCAUGAACCCUCAGUUCAUGAAUUUCUGCUUCCCUUGUUCUGUGAUGGAGUACGAGGUGGAGAAAAGUCUGGAUGGGAGUCUCCUCGGUGAGGCAGAAAAUGAUGAGGACUACAAAGAGACCACUCGGGACUUGCUGAGCUUCAUAGACUCGGCCUCCAGCAAUAUCAAGCUGGCUCUGGACAAGCCGGUGAAAUCCAAGAGGAAAGUCAACCACCGGAAGUAUCUACAGAAGCAGAUCAAAAGGUGCACCGGCAAUAUAACCCCAGGAAAUGUAGCAGAAGUCCCAGUUAAGAGACAGGGUUCCCCCCUGGCUCAGCCCUUGCAGAGCAAAACUCUACCUAAACGUGACGGGGUCCAGGCCAACUUACAGAGCAAGAGCUUGGCUGCUCUCUUCAGCCCUGUGAAGGAUAUAAGGGGUGAGAAAGCCAAGAAACCACCCCUGAGGCAUCGUAAUCUGCCCCCUUCUUUCUUCACCGAGCCGGCCAACUGCUCCAAAGUCAGCUCCACGUCUGGGAUGACGCUGAAGGACCUGGAGCGGGGCAAUCCUGAGGCGGCGGAGUUCUUCGAGCUCUUGGGGCCAGAUUACAGCAACAUGGUCAGCGACCAGGACCUUUAUCAAAGUAUGCCUGUCCGGGUGCAGCCAGAGAUGGGAGGCCCUGAUCCUGCUUCCUACGAUGCUCACCAUUUAGUUGGGGGUCUCCUCUACUCUGAGCCCUGGACUAGCUGCUCGGUACCCACUAAGAAAGUAGGGGAGAAUCUACGAACAGGCCCAACCCAGCCCCCUGUUUACUGUCAUUCUGAGGCUGCUUCCGGGUCCAUAGAGGAUAACGCACUGUGCACUUUGGCCUUCCCCAACUUCUUCACAGACUGCUCCAUACCUCAGGUCACUUAUGAUUUAAGUGGCGGUUAUAACAGAGCUAAUUAUUCAUCUCUAUGAGAAACAGACAAUUCUGUUCUGGUAGACGUGCUGGUAAAAGAGAUACAAUUGCUGUGACAAAUGUAACACUAGUCAGAGAGUUGGAUAUUACUGUAUUAUAUUUGUUUAUCUGUUGUGGAAGUAAUAUUGCAACUGGAUUUACACUUUUUUUUCUCUCUAUCAUCCCCUCUCAACAACUCCAUGUGUCACUUUCCCCCUGAGAGAAACAAGGAACUUGAAAUGGUGUCUUUCAAAAAGGAAUAGCCCAAAGCUUUUCAAGUAACUGGAUAUUGUGUACUUUUCAACAUCGCAGUUUUCACUGACUACACUGUUCUGUUUAAAAUGAUCCACAUGUGCAUAUGGUUUUCUUUAUCUCAGGCAACAUCUAUUGACAUUCUGAAUGAAAAUACAUCUGAUUUUGUGUAAGCUUCCAUUUUGUCAGCAGAGUAUGUGAGUCCGUUCCUUUGGAUAUGUCAUUAAUCUGGGACUUUGUUAAUGAAGACAUUUCAUUCUAACACUUUCAUUUUUUUCAUACAAAAAGAAAGCAUACAAGCUGCAGAAUUAGUUGUUGGUUUAGUCCACUAAUCAUCAAUUUUUGCUAGAAAAUGAUAUCAGAGAACUGUUUGACGCAACAUGCUGCAACAAUCUCUCAGCGAGGCACUUUUUUGGUUCCUGUAAGUCACUGCUCUCUGUAGAGGGAGACACUCGUUCUGCUGAAAUGAUGAUUACGACGACAUGUGAUGCUGUGUUUUGUUUUCCAAUAUUUUACAGCUCAGAAAUGAGUUUUUUUCAGC